Messenger RNA from Sphaerodactylus townsendi, 2564 nucleotides. RefSeq names its product PHD finger protein 13-like. The record is from RefSeq and is a predicted model, not a curated record. Lineage: Eukaryota; Metazoa; Chordata; Lepidosauria; Squamata; Sphaerodactylidae. The transcript has 5 exons. Gene Ontology annotation, molecular function: chromatin binding. Bases 139 to 1056 code for a protein of 305 amino acids. Gene Ontology annotation, biological process: mitotic chromosome condensation.
UGGUCCCGCCCUUGCGGGGCGGAGCUAGCGGAGGGGCGGCCCGCGAACUGGCGCCGGUGCCCGCAAACACGAGCCGUCUGCAAGCGGGAGACCCCCGCAGGGGAUGAGCCAGCGACCCGCAGGAGGACGGCGACGAGGAUGCAGCCACCACAGAAACGACAGAGAACCGUGGAAGAUUUCAACCAAUUCUGCACCUUUGUGCUAGCCUAUGCAGGCUACAUUCCGUACCCAAAGGAGAAUGACCCAUGGCCUCUUGCGGGCAACAUGAGCCCUCAGAACAGCACAGGAAGCACUCAGGACAGCGAUAGCUGCGCCUCCUCGCAGUCCUGCGACUCCCAGGUGCUGUCCGACGAUGGCGGGAGCAGGAACACCCAGUGCGGCGGGGCUGGGGACAUCUUCCUGAGCUGCUCGGCCAUUUCCAGCAGCUGCUUCCCGACUCGACCCCAUCAAGCUAAGAAAAAGAAGCCGUCGAAGAAGCUCAUGUUGCCCGUCAGCGUGAAAGACGUCAAGCUGGAAAGGGCUGAGCCGAGAGGAGAGACUGAAGGGAGAGGAGAAGGACUGGUCCCCUGCCUGUCACGGGAAGAACGGCAGGCCAGCUCCCUCCUGGAGCAAUACAUAGAGGAGAAGGGUUGGACCUAUGGGGUGGAGUCCGCCGAAAAGCCGGCGGCUGGAGCUCUUCAGCCUGAGGCCCUGCGAUGCGAGGGGAAAGUCAGCCCUGACGGUUGGAUCGCGAGAGAACAGAGCCGAGAGGAAGAGCUCUGUAGACACGACCUCCAGCUCAAUACAUCAUGUGAGGAGUUUCCCGCUCCCUCAGACAGCAAAGUAGAGGAGGACGAUGCAUGGGAUCUGAUCACUUGCUUCUGCUUAAAGCCUUUUGCUGGGAGACCCAUGAUAGAAUGCAACGAAUGCACCACCUGGAUUCACCUUUCCUGUGCCAAGAUCCGCAAAUCCAACGUGCCUGACAUUUUUAUCUGCCAGCGGUGCCGCGAUGCAAAGCAAGAAAUCCGCCGCUCCAACCGAGCCCGCACUGUGCCACGCAAGCGCUUUUGUGACUGACUCUAGUUCGAGGGGUCGCUGGGUUCCCUUUAGUGACAUACCGGACCCCAGAGAAGCGAGACAAUCAGAACUGCACCCCUCUGGGAAGGAGUAUACUCCUCUAAUGAAAGGGGUCCCCCUGAACUAUCAGAUUCUAAGACAAUGAAAGGUACCUUAAAGCUGUUCUCCCCUUGAACGAGCCUGUAAAAAGGGAUUCUUGUGGAUUCAGGGUUACACCAGAGUAGAAGAUGCAAAAAUUCCUGGCAGACACAAGUGACUGGUUCGGUGGAUUCCAGCGCACAAUGCACUACGUCAGCCAGACACUUUUUUGCCCUUCCGCAGUUGCAGCUUGGUGCCUUUCCCCAUUGGGGGAUUUGCCCAAAUUUCAUUCUGACAUGGUACGAUAGCCACCUGGGUUUGUGCAGUUACCUUUCCCCCGUCUUUUCAGUCCUCUGACAAAGCCUCGACCGCUCCCUUGCACCAGGUCAGCCUUUGAUCUCCAAAAACUGCUUGCUCAGAGAAAAAAGCACGCCUACAUUGCAAGGCAGUUUUCCUUCCAAAAUAGAACAGGUAUCAGAAACAGCAGCUGUUGUGUUUCUGCUGAACAAGUGGACACCUUGGCCAGCUACCUGCUAAGGUGGAAGGGAUCACUCCUGGUCCUUUUAAAAAGCUUGCUGCAUUCGCAAACCGGCAUGGCCUUAGUCGGGCUAGUCACUGGGGAGGGGCAGGGGAGAGAACAGAGGCAAGGCCGGUAUCUGUUUAAUGUAAAUAUUUGUAUACAGGUACUUAGGAAAUGGCUAGAGACAUUUCCACGUGUGUCCACCUCUCACUUUAGACCACCCGGUUGCACUAGUGUCUUAUUUGAAAAGAAAAAUAGGCAGUGUGGAAGACGACCAAAGCUGUUUAGUGGAAGAGGCAAGGGGGGCGGGGGGCUUUGUAAGUCGCAAAGGGGUGCUAAGGGGUAGGCAGCGGCAUUGAGCCGCACUGAAAAAGCAGAUUGGGUCCUGCUUUUUUGUUUUGUUUUCCGAUUUCUCUCCCUGCUCAGGAUCCCGAACCUAGCUUGGGGGGGAGGGGAUGACAGUAAAAGAAAAAUCUGCUAUGCAAACCACUGCUCCUUUUUCUCAGGCAAGAUGCCAACAAAAGAGAACUUCUUUCCAAGAGGGGGCGACACCAGGCCCUCCCCAGACCUCUUCUUUGACCCAUGUGCCUUCUAUGUAAACAUUUCCCACAAUAGCUGUGUUCAAAAAUCUCAGUUUCCCCUUCUGCUUAAGAAGACGGGUAGACUGCCCAGUUGUCAUGCUGCAGGAAGGCUGUGGAGACUUACCCCGUGGUUCAAACAGUGCCCUUCUCUCCCUCCCAGAUGUUUAUGCUUUUAUAGUUUAUGGUUCAACACCCUUCUCUCUUUCCCAAAUGUUUACACUUUAUAGUUUAUAGUCACUUUCUAUUAAAGAUGUAUAGUAGUAUAUUCUUGUCCUGGUCUGUUGAGUGUCCGGAAUUUAUGUAUAGAAUAAAAAUACUUUUAAUCAUAA